Scheffersomyces stipitis CBS 6054 is the source of this 1416-nucleotide messenger RNA. RefSeq lists its product as uncharacterized. Gene Ontology annotation, biological process: transmembrane transport. The transcript has a single exon. The record is from RefSeq and is a predicted model, not a curated record. NCBI's taxonomy places the organism in Eukaryota, Fungi, Ascomycota, Pichiomycetes, Serinales, Debaryomycetaceae. Gene Ontology annotation, cellular component: fungal-type vacuole membrane. Gene Ontology annotation, molecular function: transmembrane transporter activity. Bases 1 to 1416 code for a protein of 471 amino acids.
AUGUCGUCUACGGAAUCUAUAGAGCUCACUCAUAUUAGACAUGCCAAUUCGCAAGCUUCUUUUACGGUAAUAAACUCGUCUUCAGGAGCAGUUGACAUUUCUGAAGAAAGCAUAGCAAUACAACGACAAGAGGUUGACGGAGAAGAAGAAUCAGAAGAUGAAUAUUAUCCUGAAGGAGGAUGGAGAGCAUACUUGGUGAUUUUCGGCUCGUUUUUGGGGUUGAUAGUCAAUUUGGGUGUCAUCAACUCCAUUGGUGCCGUUCAAGCAUAUGUCUCUACCCACCAGUUAGCACUCGUAGAUGCAACUUCUAUCUCGUGGAUUUUUUCCAUCUACUUGGCUUUGGCUUAUGCCUUGGGAAGUAUUGUUGGACCUAUCUUUGACAGACGAGGACCCCUAGAGCUUCUUAUUGCUUCAACAUUAUUGAUUUUUGUUGGUUUAAUGGCAUCUGCCAACAGUACGAAAGUGUACCAUUUUAUUCUCAGUUUCGUAGCUUUAGGAGUUGGUAAUGGUAUAGGUAUGACUCCUUUGAUAGGGGUCAUCAGCCACUGGUUCAAUAAGAAGAGAGGAAACUUUACCGGUAUUGCCACCAGCGGGGGCUCUGUAGGUGGAUUGGUGUUUCCGUUGAUGCUUAGACACACUUAUGCUCAAUAUGGAUUCGUCUGGGCCAUGAGAAUAUUUGCUUUCGUAUGUUUGGGAUGUAUGGUGUUAUCUAUAUUCUUGGUGAAGGGCAGAUUCAAGCGUGAAUCCAAAAAACACGAUGUUCAAUACUUCAAAUCCAAGUGGAAUAAUGGUAUAGAGAAUUUCCUGAUUGCAAAUGUGUGGGCAGCAAGCACAUCUAAGUUUGCUUUUCUAAUUGCUGGAGCUUUUUUUGGCGAAUUAUCCUUGGUAUUGCUUCUUACGUAUUUUGCAACUUAUGCUAUGGCUCAAGGUGUAUCCGAAGCCAACUCUUUAUUGCUACUUACCGUGUGGAAUGCAACAGGUAUUCUUGGAAGGUGGAUACCAGGUUAUCUUUCGGAUUAUGUUGGUCGCUUCAACAUCAAUAUUUUAAUGCUUUUCAGCUUCAAUGUUAGCAUAUUUGUCUUGUGGCUACCAUUUGGGUCUAGUUUGAAAGUUCUAUUUGCAUUUGCCGCUAUCGGUGGCUACUGUCUGGGGUCUAUUCUCAGUCUUCUUCCUGCUUGUUUGUCUCAGAUUACUCCAGUCAAUGAAAUAGGCACCAAGUAUGGUUUUUUGAAUACGAUUUUGAGUAUCGGUAACUUAGUUGGUCUUCCAAUAGCGAGUGCAGUGAUACAGAAUGGAAGCACCCAUAACUACAAUAACUUUGUGGUAUUUGUAGGUUUGCUAUCUGUAUUGGGUACAGUCUUUUGGUAUACUAGUCGUUUCAUGAUCGUAGGAAACAGACUAAAUGUUAAAGUAUAA